Molecule: messenger RNA, 1699 nt
Organism: Dendroctonus ponderosae (mountain pine beetle)
Lineage: Eukaryota; Metazoa; Arthropoda; Insecta; Coleoptera; Curculionidae
Product: retinol dehydrogenase 13
Exons: 4
Coding region: 671-1612 (313 amino acids)
Source: RefSeq, a predicted model, not a curated record
UUAAUAUAGGUACCUAGUAAUAAAUAUGAAUUGCUAAGUUGCUGGUACAGAGAUUUUAUAUUAGGUGAGCAUAUUGGUCACCGUGCCACUGGUCAUAUAGUCUGAUGUCCUUAAAAAUUAUCUAAAGUUUUAUAGAUAUUCAAAGGUUUAUGUGACAUGAAAAUAUGAUUACAGAGUUUAACAUUCAUCUCUGACUACCCAUUGAGACACAGAACUAAUAGGUAUAAACCUAUAUGUAUAUACUAUUAAUAAAUCGUUAUCAUUUUUAAGCUGAGAUUAAGCGUAGCUUAAAUACUUCGAAAUAUAGGCAUGAUUAAUAGAAUGCACACAAUGUCAUCUUGAGUGAUAAGCAUCUAAAAACAGUCGUUUUCAACCUUCAACACGUGGACGAGUUAUGCCAUAUUCAUUUGUUAUUCCGGAUCGAUUGACUACUUAUAUAAAAUUGGGAAAUCAUCUUACUUAUUUGCUAUGUCAGCAUGAAAACCUGUAUUACUGACUGAAUGAUUACAGCAAAUUUUACGUCUUAUCUAACGUUUAUGCCCCCUAUUUAUCGGUCGGUAGGACUUAAACUCGCCACUCGACUAGGCAAUUGUAGUGUUGAUCACAACGUGAGGUGAUUCGCAAUUCGCAACAGCAGUUUACUUCUAUUGAUCGGUAAAGUACUCUCGCAAUGGGUUUUUUCAGCGCCGUGUGUACGUCCACAGCAAGGCUUGAUGGCAAAACGGCAGUCAUUACAGGAUGCAAUACUGGUAUUGGAAAAGUCACAGCUAAGGACUUCUUUGAAAGAGGGGCUCGAGUAAUAAUGGCAUGCAGAGACACGCAAAAGGCAGCAGCUGCAGCUGACGACAUUAAGUCUUCUUGCCAAUCAACAGCCAAACUCGGAGAACUAGUGAUAGAACCGUUGGACCUGACAAGUCUGCAAUCAGUCCGCAAUUGUGCUAAUGCAAUUUUGAGCAAGGAACCUUCAAUUGAUCUGCUGGUAAAUAAUGCUGGCAUAAUGACCUGCCCAGAAGGGACAACAAAGGAUGGUUUUGAAACACAAUUUGGGACUAAUCAUUUGGGACAUUUCCUCUUUACGAUGCUACUCUUGCCGAAAAUUAUUCAAAGCGACCGAUCGAGAAUAGUCACUUUGUCUUCUCUGGCCCAUGAUCGAGGCACAAUUGACUUUGAUGACUUGAACUUCAAAACGCGACCGUACAAUGCGGGGCAAGCUUAUAGCCAGAGCAAAUUAUCCAAUGUUCUUUUCAGCAGCGAACUGGCUAGAAGACUCAAGGAAGCAAACAUCAAUAACGUCACAACCUAUUGCUUGCACCCAGGAAUAAUUAGAACUGAGCUAUCACGUCAUCUGGGUUCCACUUAUGGCUUUGUCGCAUCGUUUCUAUGGAGUAUUCUCAGCUGGGCGUUUAAAACUCCUGAGCAAGGGGCCCAAACUACGAUCUACUGCUCAGUAGAUGAGAAAUGCGCAAACGAAUCUGGAUUAUACUACGCGGAGUGCGCUGUUAAAACUCCUUCGCUCGCAGCAAGUGAUAAAGAACAAGCAAAAAGAUUGUGGAUUGAAAGCGUAAAACUAGUUGGCCUACCAAAAAAUUUUAACCCAUUUAAAAAAACUUAAGUUUUAUAUAUUUGUAACCUUUUUUUAUAUAAAAUGGAAACACUAUGUACACUUACCUAUAAUACUAAUAAAGAUUAUUAUUCUUCA